Monoraphidium neglectum is the source of this 1065-nucleotide messenger RNA. RefSeq lists its product as uncharacterized. The record is from RefSeq and is a predicted model, not a curated record. Gene Ontology annotation, biological process: methylation. Gene Ontology annotation, molecular function: methyltransferase activity; RNA binding. The coding region runs from base 1 to 1065 and encodes 354 amino acids. The transcript is spliced from 5 exons. NCBI's taxonomy places the organism in Eukaryota, Viridiplantae, Chlorophyta, Chlorophyceae, Sphaeropleales, Selenastraceae.
AUGAGCGCUGGUAGUAGGGGCGUGGCUGCAUGGUCGCGCAGCAUGCCGGUGUGCUGCGCUGCACAGCAGCACACCGCUGGCGAGGCGAGCACAUCAGGGCGGGACUCGACAGGCAGCAGCGCCGGCAAGCAGACCGGCAGGCAGCUGUUGCAGCAGCAGGGGCGUGCGAAGAAGCAGCGGCUGGAUGACUACUGUCUUGCGCUGCACCCAGAGCACAGCAAAAACCUCAUACAGUCAUGGAUAGUGCAGGGCAAAGUGCUCGUCAACGACAGGGUUGUCACGAAGGCCGGCACGCCCGUGCCCAAAGACGCGACGGUGCGCAUCAACGCGGAGCAGCCGAAGUACGUCUGCCGCGCGGGCCACAAACUGGAAGCGGCCCUGGAGCACUUUGGCGUCGACGUGACGGGGCUGACGGCGCUCGACGCGGGGCUGUCGACGGGCGGCUUCACAGACUGCCUGCUGCAGCGCGGCAUCGCACGGGUGUAUGGUGUUGACGUCGGUUACGGCCAGGUGAUGGGUAGCAUCGCCCAGGAGCCGCGCGUGACGGUGAUGGAGCGGACCAACCUGCGCCACCUCAAGCCGGAGGACCUGCCCACCAGGGUGGACCUGGUUACGCUGGACCUGUCGUUCAUAUCCGUCCUCAAGGUGCUGCCCGCGGUCGUAGGCGUCAUGCGGCCCGAGGGCGCACAGAUGGUUGUGCUCAUAAAGCCGCAGUUCGAGGCGGGGCGCGGCGCCGUCAGCGCGGGGGGCGUCGUGAGGGACCCGAAGGUCCAUGCGGAGGUGAUCGAGCGCAUCACGCGUGGCAUCAGCGCGUACAACCUGCAGCCGCGGGGCGUCAUGGAAAGCCCCCUGAAGGGCGACAAGGGCGGCAACACAGAGUUCCUCGCCCAUUUUGUGCACGACCCUGCGAGCGGACCGCUGCGGCUGGUGCCUGUGGACGCAGCUUCGGUCGUGGCCGUGGGCGAGGGCGGCGACGACGAGCAGGAGCAGGAAGGGAUGGGGGGUGUUGCAGGCAGCGGAGGCGCCGGCAGCAGUAUAAGCAGCGGCAAAGCCACUCUUGUGUAA